UCGGCCAUCGUUUUAGAAUCACACACAGACAAAGCACGCGCUGCCGCCGCUGGCAGCUUAAAACCCAAACCCCCUCGUCAUCCAUUCCAGCCACGAGCCACCAUGGCUCCACCACCACCUCUGCUCCCGCUUCUCCUCAUCCUCCUCGUCACCGUUCCUCUCUUCCCCACCGCCGCGCCGACGGCCACGACCCUGCCGCUGUACCGCCACCUCCCGCACGUGGCCGAGGCCGAGGCCGAGGACGCGCACCACCACCCGCUGUCCCGCCUGGCCGCCGCGUCGCUGGCCCGCGCGUCGCACCUCAAGCGCCGGGGACGCGCCAGCCACCACAGCCAAAAAGGAUCAUCAUCAGGCGGCCACAAGUCAAUCCCAGCCACCGCCGCACUGUACCCGCACUCCUACGGCGGCUACGCCUUCACGGCGUCGCUCGGCACGCCGCCGCAGCCGCUCCCCGUGCUGCUCGACACCGGCAGCCAGCUCACCUGGGUGCCCUGCACCUCCAACUACGACUGCCGCAACUGCUCCUCCCCGUUCGCCGCCGCCGUGCCGGUCUUCCACCCCAAGAACUCCUCCUCCUCCCGCCUCGUCGGCUGCCGCAACCCUUCCUGCCUGUGGGUCCACUCCGCCGAGCACGUCGCCAAGUGCCGCGCCCCCUGCUCCCGCGGCGCCAACUGCACCCCCGCCAGCAACGUCUGCCCGCCCUACGCCGUCGUCUACGGCUCCGGCUCCACCGCCGGGCUGCUCAUCGCCGACACCCUGCGCGCGCCGGGGCGCGCCGUUUCUGGCUUCGUCCUCGGAUGCAGCCUCGUGUCCGUGCACCAACCGCCGUCGGGCCUCGCUGGCUUCGGCCGCGGCGCGCCGUCCGUGCCCGCGCAGCUCGGCCUCUCCAAAUUCUCCUACUGCCUUCUGUCCCGCCGCUUCGACGACAACGCCGCCGUGAGCGGCUCGCUCGUCCUCGGCGGCGACAACGACGGCAUGCAGUACGUGCCCCUGGUGAAGAGCGCGGCGGGCGACAAGCAGCCGUACGCCGUCUACUACUACCUGGCGCUGUCGGGCGUGACGGUGGGCGGGAAGGCGGUGCGGCUCCCGGCGCGGGCGUUCGCGGCCAACGCCGCGGGGUCCGGUGGCGCCAUCGUGGACUCCGGCACCACGUUCACGUACCUCGACCCGACGGUGUUCCAGCCCGUGGCGGACGCGGUGGUGGCGGCGGUGGGAGGGCGGUACAAGCGGUCCAAGGACGUGGAGGAGGGGCUGGGCCUGCACCCCUGCUUCGCGCUGCCGCAGGGCGCCAAGUCCAUGGCGCUGCCGGAGCUGUCGCUCCACUUCAAGGGCGGCGCGGUGAUGCAGCUCCCGCUCGAGAACUACUUCGUGGUCGCGGGCCGCGCACCCGUGCCCGGCGCCGGCGCCGGCGCUGGUGCUGCCGAGGCCAUCUGCCUCGCCGUGGUCACCGACUUCGGAGGCUCCGGCGCUGGAGACGAGGGCGGUGGCCCGGCCAUCAUCCUCGGCAGCUUCCAGCAGCAGAACUACCUCGUGGAGUACGACCUGGAGAAAGAGAGGCUGGGGUUCCGCCGGCAGCCAUGCGCGUCGUCGUCGUGAGCGACGUGGAUCGGCAUGGCGGGAUCGGAGUGGAGGCUAUUAAUUACUCCAGUCCACGUAGCGGCAAUGGUAAAUGCAAAAGCUGGCUGUUUGCUCUUUUACUAUCGUGCUUUGCGGAUUGUACUGGUAAUAAACUAAAUUUACUAUCGUGUAAGAUUGAAAAAAAAAAUUACUAUCGUGUGUGCCUGGCUGCCUGCUCAUUCAUGUCACAUGGAUGCGUUUAGAGUUUAGACGUUGAUCAUCAUCAUGGACAUGGUAUGUGAUGUGAGGAAAAGACGAGCAAAAAGACGGAUGCUUUUCUUUUU
Sorghum bicolor (sorghum) is the source of this 1901-nucleotide messenger RNA. RefSeq names its product probable aspartyl protease At4g16563. Lineage: Eukaryota; Viridiplantae; Streptophyta; Magnoliopsida; Poales; Poaceae. Gene Ontology annotation, biological process: proteolysis. The record is from RefSeq and is a predicted model, not a curated record. Gene Ontology annotation, molecular function: aspartic-type endopeptidase activity. The transcript has a single exon. The coding region runs from base 103 to 1596 and encodes 497 amino acids.